AUGAUCAUCACUGGUCCGACUCAUGCCAACAUACAGACUGUCAGACAACGUCUCCUGAGUGUAUUUGAUAUGAAGGACUUGGGUCCUCUCCGUUACUUCUUGGGCAUUGAAGUUGCUUCUUUCCCUAAGAGUUAUCUUCUUUCUCAGUCCAAGUAUGCCAAUGAGGUUGUCCAUCGUGCCGGGUUGACGGAUGAUCGUGUUGUUGCCACUCCAGUCGAGUUAAAUGUCAAGCUUUCUGCUUCUGAUGGUGCUCCUUUGGAUGAUCCUACUCUAUAUCGUGAGUUGGUUGGUUGUUUGGUUUAUCUCACCGUGACUUGCCCCGAUAUUGCAUAUGUUGUCCAUGUUGUUAAUCAGUUAGUCUCUGCUCCCCGGACUACACACUGGACUGCUCUACUUUGUAUUUUGCGUUAUAUACGAGGUACAAUCUUUCAUAGUUUGUUGCUUUCUUCUACAUUCUCUCUGGAACUACGUGCCUAUGCUGAUGCUGAUUGGGCUGGUGACGUCAAUGAUCGUAAAUCCACUACUAGCUUUUGUUUAUUUUUAGGUGAUUCACUUAUUUCCUGGAAGAGUAAGAAACAAAGUGUUAUUGCUCGAUCUUCUGCGGAAGCUGAAUAUCGUGCUAUGGCACAUGCUACUGCUGAGAUUGUUUGGCUUCGUUGGCUUCUUUUUGACAUGGGUGUUUUUCUUUUUUCCUCCACUCCUCUGUAUUGUGACAACAGAAGUGCUAUUCAGAUUGCCCAUAAUUCUAUUUUUCACGAGCGGACAAAGCUUAUAGAGAUUGAUUGUCAUUUUGUUCGCCAACAUCUUUAGUCUGGCACUAUCACCUUGCCCUUUAUUUCGUCCUCUUUUCAGUUGGCUGAUUUCUUUACAAAGGCUCACACAACUACGCGUUUCGCAUAUUUACUUGACAAACUCACGCUGUUCUCUGCUGUCACAUCCUGAGU
Messenger RNA from Telopea speciosissima, 944 nucleotides. RefSeq lists its product as uncharacterized. The transcript has a single exon. NCBI's taxonomy places the organism in Eukaryota, Viridiplantae, Streptophyta, Magnoliopsida, Proteales, Proteaceae. The record is from RefSeq and is a predicted model, not a curated record. Bases 1 to 810 code for a protein of 269 amino acids.